UCUCAUUACCUCGCGCACCGACCUGGUCGAGCUCUUCCGCUCUCUUAGUUUUCCCAUUGCAGAACUAGGGACUACCACAAUCGAUUCGCCACAUCGUCGGUUCCUUUCGUCGUCCAACUCUACCGAAUCCAAGUCAGGAAAGUCAGCAAAUCAGAUUAAACAGCGACUCAGCACACUCAGUGAUCAAGUUUUAGUGACAAAGAAUAGCACUAACUUUCUCAUGUCCCCACCGACAACACCAAACUUCAACUCCGCACAAAAUCUACCGACAACAAAGGCUAAUGCCUUCCCAAGCGCGCUGAGUAAUACUGUAAAUGUCUACUUUCUCUCACCGCCACCAACAGCAACUCUGCAACCAUUCCCAAACAACUCACCAACAAGCAAUCCCUUCACCAGUGACACGGCCACAUUAUCCUUGGACGUACUUACCUCAUUGUCAGUGCCGACGUCUCAGAGUCAACAAGCCUUGGCCGUGCACGCAACACCAUCACAAGUGUCGCAAUGCAAGUCGCCAAAACCAGAAAUUAUACUAGACUCUACACUCUCGCCCACUUCGUUGCACAGCGGCAGUAAUGGCGACAUCGACGGUGGUGAUGGUGGUCUACUCACCACCAAUGAGAAAGACUUGACUUCACCGUUAUUCAAACGUCACGACAGCGAGCCAGAAACAACAUCCACAACAAUACGUCAUCGCCCCAGCAUACUAGCAGGAGGCGGAGCUUAUAACGGCAGCAACGGUCAAUCAACACGCAAACGUCAGGCGUCGGUGGUGACGUAUGGUGUCAAUGUCAUUAAUUUUUCACAGGACAACAGUGAUAGCCGUAGCUACAUACCAAUGGGUCGAGUAUCGACCAGCUCAGCAAAGCCGCAGCGGCCAACAGAAGUCGAUUUCUCGCAAAAGUCGUCACUCAAACGACGCGGCGGAAUCUGCAUAUUUGUCGAUGAGGAAGAGGCCAUUAAUAUGAUUGAACAAAAGACUGGUAGUGGCAACCAAGCCAAGUGCAUCACCUUCGAUACUGUGAACGUCGGCUACGAGAGCACCGAUAUGGCCAACGCGAAAGGCAAUAAGGCGGCCGUUAAGUGCCAAUUAUGCGGCGCCAAUACGAGGCCGCAAUUGCGUUUACCAGUUCCCGGCGGUCAGGGACAGGGUCACAGUCGAAGCGACAAACGUUUUUGGCACACGAAUCGUUGGUGGCACAAACGCAAGAACCGCCAGCGAAGGUCGGAGGAAUGCCAGUGCGGCGCUACCGGCGGCUCGGUGCGACCGACGAAAGGCUGGAAGGCUGAACACAAAGCUGCGCGGACUUUGGGUAUCAUAAUGGGUGUGUUCCUGCUUUGCUGGCUGCCUUUCUUCCUGUGGUAUGUAAUAACUUCUUUGUGCGGUGCGGCCUGCCCUUGCCCGGAUGCGGUCGUCGUGGUGCUCUUCUGGAUCGGCUACUCCAACUCCACACUGAACCCUGUGAUCUAUGCCUAUUUCAACCGGGACUUUCGCGAAGCGUUCCGCAAUACACUGGAAUGUGUGAUUCCAUGUUACCGCAAGCGCGAUCCCUUCGACGCCUACUACGUGUAGUACGCCAAAGUGGGGAGCGCUCAUGCAAAAAUGUAGUAAGUUUGUGUUCCUCGUCCAUGAUACACCACCUGCUCACAGGCAUAACAGCAUGUGUACCAUGGAAAAUUUGUAGUGUAAUAUCAGCAGCUCGUGCUUCUUUCUACCUUACUCAGCAAACGAGAGCACUUCAAACAGUUUAUGUGAUAUGAAUUUGUAAGUUAAAGUUAGCGAAAACAUCAUUAUGUAAAAUUCUAUGACGGCCGAAUAAGCCACACAUACAUACAUACUGCAGAGUAGACCAAUGGUCGUUGAAGAAGUAUGUACUUAAAUAUAUUUAGCUAAUUAUGUAUUUGAACUUGAGCAAACAUGUGCGAUCGCAUGCGUAGAUAGCAUCACCUCAUAACACUUAGUCAAAGAUAAAUUUGAAUUUUGUAUUAAAAUAUGCAUAUGUAUGUGUUAAAUUGAUGUACAUACCAUACGUAGUUAUCAGAUGUGCUAGUUAAAUAGACAUGUAGUCAAAAAGCAAUACUUGUAUAAACUAUCCAAGCGGAUCUUGUUCAAAUACCCUAUGUAAUAUGCAUUAUGAAUAUGAGUUUAGUUAUAAAAAUAUACUUUAUUUGAUAUUUAUGAAAAUGGAAAACUAGGUUAGGUCGAAAGAGCCAUAGAUAUGCAAAGGAAAAGUGAUGGUAUGUGGAACGACCGAGUUAAUGUGCGUUCCUCAUUCGUUUAGCAAAAGCAAAGCUACAAAGUGGAUACUUCGCUGCUUUCGCCCGAAAAUUAAAUAAAGGGGGUUCUCACUAUUCUCAAAUAACUUCUACCUUAGACAUUUCUUACAUUUUCAAAAGUUUCCAUACGGUAGGAACCAUUACGCAACAUAUGCAAUAUACUCCCAAGUAUUCUACAAAAGAGGCUGUUGUGUGCUUUCGGCUAUAACCGCGUAAGCGGUGUCUACACCAGUAAAGAAGAAGAUUCUAUAAAAAAAUUAUCUGUGGAAAAAUUGUGUAACUGCCUUUCGGAAAAGAAUUGGCCGAUUGACGCAGUAGAUGGGUGACAGCCAACUGAGUGGCGAAACACUUUGGAGUUAUUGGCAAAUACGGGUAUUUUGUAAUCCCUCUUACCUACGCACAAAAAUUACUUAGGAUCCCUGCAGUGGAAUGAACUAGUUAGGUGCAAACAUACAUACGAGUAUAUGUAUAAGGGAAACUUUAAACGCGUUUUUCUCGAAACGACAUUUUUCAAAAUUGCUGGCGUCAUAACUCAACGAGAAAUGAACCGAUCAACUUCAAAUUAAAACUGAGUAUUUUUGAAUAUAUUUACUAUACAAUGACCUACGAUCUUUUUGAUUGGUUAAAAAUUGUCAAUUUGGCAUUAAAAAAACGACCUAUUUACCAUUUUUACCCAAAAAAACGAUUUUUUUUUUCAAAAUUACGUAAUUUUGUUAAUUUUUGAUAUUGUUCAAAAAUCGUAGGUCAUUCUAUAGGAAAUAUUUUUAAGUUUAAUAAACUUCUCACAUUCUUUUUGUUUCAACUACUUAUUCGGCCGGAAUUAUGAUAGCAGUUGGGGCACUUUUUUCUU
This is a messenger RNA of Bactrocera dorsalis (oriental fruit fly), 3124 nucleotides long. Its product is annotated as octopamine receptor beta-3R. Gene Ontology annotation, molecular function: octopamine receptor activity. Gene Ontology annotation, cellular component: membrane. NCBI's taxonomy places the organism in Eukaryota, Metazoa, Arthropoda, Insecta, Diptera, Tephritidae. Gene Ontology annotation, biological process: adenylate cyclase-activating adrenergic receptor signaling pathway. The record is from RefSeq and is a predicted model, not a curated record.